AAAAAUAGAAGAAAGAAGAGAAAAAGCGGACGAUAAUACUAUUAAGACAAGAAAAGGUGUUUGAUAGCGAGAGAGAAAAGAAAGCAUAGAGAAAAAAAGCAAAACAGGGAGAUGAGAGGGGUCUCUAAUGGGAGAUCAAUUUCCUUUCUUCUCUUCUUCCUUUCGUUUUCUCAUCAAUUCAUAACAGGCUUUUCAGACGAUUCUUUAAAUCCCAAAAAUGGAACAAAAGUUGAUACUCAUGCUGCAUCCAGCAGUAACACUGGGUCAACUGUACUCAUUGUAUGCCUUGCCCUUGUGGCAGUAGUGCUUCUGUCAUUUUUCCUUUUCAAGUUUUGGCAAAAGAAGAAGCGUGAAGAGCAGUAUGCUCGUCUGCUAAAGUUGUUCGAAGAAGAUGAUGAGCUUGAGCUUGAGCUGGGUCUUCGGGAUUAAAUUUGUGUCAGAUGUUAACAAUCAAUGUACUGAGUUAUCCUGUGUUGAGGUUGUCUAUCUUGGCAAACGAUUAUGGAAUGUGAAACUUAUCAGAUUUUAUAAGUUAUUAGCUUAUGUGUGCUCUGUAAAUUUAAUGACUGGCAUAUAUGCUCUAAUAGUUUUCGUUACAAAUGUUAAGGUCUGUGCCUGUAUCAGAUUUUAUAUCCAUGAGCUUAUAUGCACCCUGUUAUUAUGCUAUAUCAGUAACAUAGUUCCCUGUAUGCUUUGAUUUGGUCUUGACUCCUAGGGGUGAUUCCCCAGGAGGGCCUGGACAAGUGUUUGAUGUGCACGUGGUAUAUUCUACGUAGUUUCUUUUAAUCUUUUGUAAUUUGGCUAUUAUAUUAUCAUGUUACUGUUUAGGCUCGAGUGUCAGCCUGUGUGGACAUGAAGUGGUCAUGCUGAUGAGGAAGUAUCUUUUUCUAUUUCUUUUUUGAAUGCCUAUAUGUUAUUUGUUUGUAUCCAAUAUCUGCUCAAACUGUGAUAAUAUGCAAAGGCUGUCAACUAUUUGGAACAAUCAGUCUUAUUCGCUUAUUGCAUCUCACUUUUGCUUCCACUUACUAUUUACCUGAUAUCAUCUCG
Solanum tuberosum (potato) is the source of this 1047-nucleotide messenger RNA. RefSeq lists its product as uncharacterized. The record is from RefSeq and is a predicted model, not a curated record. The transcript has 3 exons. Lineage: Eukaryota; Viridiplantae; Streptophyta; Magnoliopsida; Solanales; Solanaceae. The coding region runs from base 112 to 429 and encodes 105 amino acids.